This is a messenger RNA of Melanotaenia boesemani (Boeseman's rainbowfish), 2191 nucleotides long. RefSeq names its product transmembrane protein 138 (gene tmem138). The record is from RefSeq and is a predicted model, not a curated record. The coding region runs from base 763 to 1251 and encodes 162 amino acids. Lineage: Eukaryota; Metazoa; Chordata; Actinopteri; Atheriniformes; Melanotaeniidae. Gene Ontology annotation, cellular component: cilium. The transcript is spliced from 6 exons.
AAGUUUUAAUUUUGAAGACCUAAGAUUAAAUCGUGUCUAUUCCUGAACAUGUCAAGCCAUGUCUGUUCUUUAGGCUAAAUUGAAUAAUAUUCCGAGAAAUUUAGGCUCGUUAUUACGGUAACGAGCAGCGUUACCAUGGAAUUACGGAAAUACAUACGUAACUGCUGAAAAACGGUAGACGCCACGAGCGGGCGGCAUUGUUUAGAGAAAAAAAGUAGAAAAAUGUGAAAUUUGUAGCGUUUUUUGUCGUUCCUCGGACUAAUUAGUUUCUGUCACGCCUUUAUCUGAUUAACCACAAGCCGGACUAAACAAUGCUUUACAACCAGAUGGAGGGAAAGGGGAGUGCAGCAGACAGCAACCAAACAAGAGAUUGUGAUGUCCGCCUAAAUUCAGUGGUGCAGCUGAAGAGAGUUUCCGCACCGGAGAUGCCAAGAUGCAGCGUUUGAUAUGCUCAAGCACUAUUAAUCAAAAUUCAUCACUUGGAGAGGCUGUAGUCAUCAGAUAUUUUUCAUCUUGGACGACUAACAUGUUUCACAACAGAGGAACAAACUGCAGUGAAGACUACAUGAAGCUAUGACAACAUUUAUAGAAACAGUCUUUAGCAUCUCUGCGGAUAGAUAUUUUUGACUGCUUCUAGGCUUCUGUUUUUGUACUCAAGUAUGUAAGAAGUCUAGGCUGACAAAAUAGUCCCCACCAAGUAUCUGGAUCUGUAAAGAAAAUCAAUCAAAAGACAGGACUGUGAAAGAGGAUAAUUUCUUGAAGAUGCUUCAGACUGGGAACUACUCACUGGUGCUGUUGAUCCAGCUGACCCUGUUGGCCUAUGACCUUUUUGUCAACUCCUUCAGUGAACUUUUAAGGGGAGCAGCUGUCAUCCAACUUGUGCUUUUCAUCAUCCAGGAUAUCGCCAUCUUGUUCAACAUUAUCAUUAUCCUUUUGAUGAUGUUUAACACCUAUGUGUUCCAAGUUGGCCUUGUUUCUCUGCUGCUGGAGAGAUUCAGGGCUCUGCUCAUCUUCUCUGCUGUCUACCUGACCCUCAGCAUCUGUUUCCACUGUUGGGUGCUGAACCUAAGAUGGCUAGAAUCAAACCGUUUUGUUUGGACAGAUGGUCUUCAAGCGCUUUUCGUUUUCCAGCGAACAGCGGCUGUGUUGUACUACUACUUGUACAAGCGCACAGCAGAGUGCAUGGGAGACCCAAGGCUUUAUGAAGACUCUCUGUGGCUGCGUGAUGCCUUUGCUAGAGCUGUUCAGUGAAGAUGGGACAGUUUUGAGCUGAUUGUCAAAGGAUGAAGAAUGGCCUAUCUGACAGUACAAGACUGAGCUGCAUCUUCAGCUACUCUGAAUUUUCUAUCAUUUCCUCAGAUUUCACACUUGGAAACCAUAGCAUCAUUACACAUAUUCCCAAAAUGUUAAAAACUGAUGGAACUCAUGUCCAAGUAGGAAAGGAUGCAAAGUCCCAAAAUACUAUGUUUACUGGCUCCAUGCAGAGAGGCAGACUGGCAGUUAAAAGGUUUACACUGACAGGUAAGCCAAGGAUGGCACAUGUAGUAUUGUAUUAAUCAGGAUGAGUCAGUUAAUCUAUGUGGCCUUGUCAAACUAUUUGGUCUGCAGACUGAAUGCAAAUUAAAGACAUUUAUAAGGAAGAAUUUCCAAGUGAGAAAUGUUGAACAAAAAGGUUUGACUAGCCUUGGCAUAUGCUUUUCUUUUUGUUUUGUAACCAUGAACAAAUUGUGUGUAGUGAUAGUCCUGUUUGACAAUUCUGGAUGGAAGAGAUCAGUUUUUUUUGCCUUAUGUAAUGUCAGCAUUGUUGUUUACAUGUUGAAUACAAUUUUAAGAAGCCAAUUUUCAUGUAAACUCAGGUGGAUUUUGAGCAAGGAUCUUUAAAUCGUGUUCACACCGUUUUUAUUAAAUAAUCCUCUAAUUCCGAUGUAAUCCUUCAUCACUACGGUAGUCAGUAUUAUCCAGGAGACAAGGUGAAACAGGCGGCUCUAUUUUUAACACAAAGAUUAAUCAGGGAUUGAGGUUUUAAAGGCCACUAGUAAAACACACAACAAAUAGCUUUCAGUGUGACAAAAUAACGGGCUAUUCUCAGACAGGUUAAGUGGCAGUGCACUUAUGGCCUGGUGCCAACAUUUUACAAAACUGUUAAUCUGUCAUAUUAUGAAAUCCAUGGAUUACUGCACCGAAAGGGGGG